AGUGUUUACCCAGGCCAGCAUCCAAUAGGAAGAUGAAGUAUGGACAACACACCGAUAGAACUGAUAAUCACUGAAUUUGUAACCACUGCGAGGACAAUGGGCUUGGUUAGAGGGGUGCAAUAACCAAUUUUUACUAAUAAUAAUUAACGUUAAUUAUUUUCGUAGCCAAAAUAUGUCUUUGCAUCCCUGCAACGGUAAUCAUUUUCUAUCUCUAUCAUGCACAUACUGAAGCAGGAUUGUUUAAUUUCUGUUAAAUCUUUCUCAAUUCUCAUGUCGAAUCCAACAAAGAGACUUUGUUAGGCAUGUAGUGCAACAACAGUCCCUUCUCUAGACCGAGGGCUGGGUUUCAACAAACUAAAGAUAUGUUAAACUUACUGUCUUGUCUACUUGCUCAAACCCUGGCCCUACUCGGCGAGGCUUACUCUAUAUUCAAUGCAGACAGUGAAGACAGAGUAAACGCUGAAAAGAAGAUAAAGAAUCUAUCGGAUACAAAGAAAAACGUUUAUUAUUCUACAGGGAUAACAGUUAUCGCAGCUGCUACCCUAUUCCUCAUUGUCAUCAUCAUGAGAAUCAUCUCCUACGACUUGAGGAGGAGAGAUGCUAAACUAAGAAGGGAGAGGUAUAUGAAUAUCAGUGGUACAGAACUUAAGAACUUGAAAACAAUUUCACAUCAGACUAGUCCCACUAAAGGAUGUAACCAGCUUCCACCAAUACAAGAGUAGAAGAAACGGUCUAGUGAUGAACAAGCUCGUUACAAAGGAACGAUGUAUCCAGCUUCCACCAAUACAAGAGUAGAAUAAACGUUCCGUGAUGAACAGUUAAAAAGGAACGAGCUUUCCAGAGAACAAGAAGUCUUGCCAAGAAUUAUUGGACACUUAGAAGUUAGAACGAAUAAGGCAUGUGAAUAUGUAACAUAUAUUCAGUAGAGGAUUAUUCAAAGUGGAUAUUCCUUCAUGGAGAAUGAUGGGUUCAUUUACGGAAAUGCCUUUCUAGGUUAUAAGGGAAGCGGAGAGAAAGAGAGACUACACAACAGACACAAGAGGUCAACAGAGGAUGCUGCAGCUACUGUCAUGGUGGUUAUCGCAACUAUCAUCCUGACUGGUAUGGUAAUGAUCAUAUUCUUCAUAUUCUGGAAGAUGAGGAAACAGAGGGAACGAACCAUAUCACCUGUUCCAGAGACACCACAAAUCCAGAUCUCACCCCCACCCCUGGAGGACAUCCCCUCCCGACCGUUAACCUCCGGGGUACCAACAACUCUCAACUACACCCCUCCUCCUCAGACUCUGCAGGAGAUAUGUGCUGAUAUAGAGUCACUGACACGCCCCAUUGUAGCCGAACUGAAGAGUUACACUUCUCCACCGCUACCUGUUCACAACACUAUGGUGGCUGUUUUUAUGUUACUUGGAGAGGAUCGGAAGCUCCUGUCAAAUUGGAGCAAUAUUCUUAUACUCAUGAAAGGGAGCAGAGAAAAUUCGUUGAUGUCUAGGAUAAGUAACUUUACUGUGGCUGACAAUAAAGUUUUGAAAGAGGUCAGGAAACUGAUCAAGGACAUGACAUUUGAAGAUGUGCACUCUGCGGGUAAAAACGGGUCUCAUUUGUUUCGUUGGGUUUUAAAAGUUUGUAACGAUAUUGUAUAGUUCAAACAAUAAAGCACUCACCUUCAUUGGGUAGUUUUAAGGACUUAUAAGAUUGAGAAGCGAAACAUAAAAACCAAUAACUUGCUGUCCAAUGUGAUAUGUUUUCUGUAAAUUUAUUUCUAUCCCAAUACCAAGAUAGAUGCAUGAAGUAAACGUUUUAUGUAUUUAUUAUAUUUGUAAUUAAUGAUAAUUAUUUAUUUUCACUCAAC
This is a messenger RNA of Bolinopsis microptera, 1846 nucleotides long. RefSeq lists its product as uncharacterized. NCBI's taxonomy places the organism in Eukaryota, Metazoa, Ctenophora, Tentaculata, Lobata, Bolinopsidae. The transcript has 4 exons. Bases 954 to 1637 code for a protein of 227 amino acids. The record is from RefSeq and is a predicted model, not a curated record.